This is a messenger RNA of Salvelinus sp. IW2-2015, 1729 nucleotides long. Its product is annotated as TERF1-interacting nuclear factor 2. Gene Ontology annotation, cellular component: shelterin complex. The record is from RefSeq and is a predicted model, not a curated record. NCBI's taxonomy places the organism in Eukaryota, Metazoa, Chordata, Actinopteri, Salmoniformes, Salmonidae. Gene Ontology annotation, biological process: telomere capping; regulation of telomere maintenance via telomere lengthening. Gene Ontology annotation, molecular function: telomeric repeat DNA binding.
UACAGUACAUAAGCGGAUACACACAGGAGAGAAGCCCUACUCCUGCAGCGUGUGUGGAAAUCGCUAUAACAGCACCACUCCACUGAAGAGACACAUGCUCAGCCACACGGGAGAGAAGCCAUACGUGUGUACUGAAUGUGGGAAGGCUUAUAACAGAUUGCAUCUUCUGCGUACACACGAGCGAACUCAUGCAGCAGUUGAGGCUGUUUGUUGAGGAUAUUGGUGUGUCAUUGCUAUUCAUAUGUUGUAGUGUCUUUGGUGGAUCAUUUGUUGUUUUUUGGAAAUGUAAAGUAAGACAGGCCAUUUGUAUUAGAGGCCUGUAACAACAAGAGUUGAGCCUCAUACUGUGAAUUGUUAAUUCUGUCACUGCUUGGAAUUUGAUUGUAUUUUUGAGAUGUGCAUUUUUGUGACCAAGAAUCAUACAUCAAAGGGCAUAUUCUUUUAUUUAGGUUACUCGCCUUGUUUUGACAUUAAAAAGAGUGAAGUAUUGCGCACCUUCCUUUGCAGAAUGAAGAGGACAGUUGCUGCCGGUACACAGGCUGGUUGUUCAGAGGCGAGUGCCAGGCCUCUACUGUAUGUUCAAAACUGAGGGAAAAUAUGUAUUCUCAAAUGUAGGCUCGAGUGUUGUCUUUAUGGUUGAUAAACAUAAUAUUAAUCAAUCUGCUAUCUUGGUCAAUAGACGAUACAGUAUUUCAUUUUCUAAGGCACCCAUUUUGGCUCAACAGCACCCCCAGAGGCAAAACUUCUUUAUCUUUAAUGGAGUAUUCCUUAGGUAAUAAAAAUAGCGUUGCUUAUUUUUGUCUUGCGGUAGGCUACAAUAUUUUUCAAAAUAGAAAUCAACUMAAAUCUAACAGAGCCAUGUUAGUGGUAAUGUAAGUUGGCAGCUUGGAGGACUUAUUCUAUUACUUAUUUUGGAUAAGGUACAGGCGGAAAGAAAAUUGAGUCCAGUCUUGGGUACCGGAAGUUUGGGGAAGUAGAUCGAUGUUACUUCGCUCGUUAGGGAGCAGUCAAAUAAUUUUGUUUUCAAAUUAUUCUGCGCUUUUACAUAAGUAUAUUUAUAGCCAUGGAUGCAUGUGGACUAUCUAAAGACAUCAAUGAUCCAGUUCUCAGUCUUUCUUCUCUGCACCUCCUGGUUCCACCCUUGCGGCUCCUGUCUGCUGCCAUGUGGCAGGUGGCUCAGCAAAGAGAUGUGAGGCACUAUGAGAAGUUGGAGGAGUUUGUGACUCUGGUGACAGAGGCCAUUCCAGAGCUGCUGAGCCACAGACAUAGAGCUCAGCUCAUUCUAGGUCUGAGAGCACGGCUGGUUCUGGAGCUGUGCCGAGGCCCUGUCGACCCUCAAACCAUCCAACCUUACCUGGACAGAAUGCCCACUGUAACUCCAGGAUGUACAGGAUACAGAGAYGCAGAGGUGGAAGCAUCUGAAUCAAAUUUUGUGGUGCUUGUCCAAUCACUGCUAAAGGACCCAGUCGAGAGGGAGUGCUUCUUUCAGGAGGUGUUCCCGGAACAAUAUGGCCGACAUUAUGACACAGCGGUGCAGACAUUAACAUGGGAGUUCCUCUCCAGACUGGAACAACUGUUUCCAGUACCAGACCUCAAGCAGACGGCGACAUGGCUCAGCUCUGCACCUUCAGUCCUGGAGGAGUGUAUGCAGUCUACCCCAGAGAAUCUGAACCUCAUUCUCCAGCACCAUAAGAGUUUUGGACAUUUAAAAGAACCUUGUAAGUCUCCU